Trichoderma aggressivum f. europaeum is the source of this 423-nucleotide messenger RNA. RefSeq lists its product as uncharacterized. The record is from RefSeq and is a predicted model, not a curated record. NCBI's taxonomy places the organism in Eukaryota, Fungi, Ascomycota, Sordariomycetes, Hypocreales, Hypocreaceae. The coding region runs from base 1 to 423 and encodes 140 amino acids. The transcript has a single exon.
AUGCUGUUUUCGAUCCAUCAUCUCCCAUCCAUCGCUUCACAAGCUGCUGAGAAGCUGUCCGGCAUCCGUGUCACUUCCCCUCCCUCUGUGACGAACCUGGGGGCCCCUUUCAUCAAGGCCUGCGGGAGGCUAUUCAGAGCAGAGCGAUUCAUGCGUUUGCGCGGGCCAAAUAAAACAAACGGCGCCUGCCCCUCCCGCCGUCCGACUCUUGUCUCGUUCUUUUUCCCUUCUGCCGUCCGUUUGCUUGCAGCUUCAACUUCCAGUCAUAUUCCGCCUUCCAUAUUUACACACGGGCUGCUCACAACUAAAGUCAACAUCAAUACAUUCACCUCAACUUGCAUCUCCUACUUCUCGCAAGACCCGCCCCAGUUCGCCGACGCCCGUCCGUCCGCUCUCCUCAUCCAUCGCAAAGUGUGCCUGUAA